CAGUGCGGUGUUUGCAGAACCAAAACGCAGCAGCCACACCCCCCUUCUCAGCUUCCCUUCCUCCCUCCUCCCCUUCAGGGUCUGCCUCAUUCUCCUCUCUCGUUUCCACCCUCCUCCUCCUCCUCCCCCUAACCUCCUGGUCUGGUUUGCUGGUUUGGUGGUUCGCUGCAACAAGGCACUAAGAGAGGCAAGGCAGAGGCAAAAGGGCAACGGUGGCGUGUCGUCCCGUCGCUCCAGCGUAGCAGCGGCUUCCACCAACCAAAACCUCAAAACAGCCAGCAAAACGCAAGAACAAGAAGAAGACGAAAAGAAGAGAACAAAGCCUCAGAGCCUCAACCACAGAACUACCCUCGUGCCACCUCUUCUGCGUCUUCUUCCUUCAUCGCGGCCACAUCUGAGCAUUUCAAAGCGUUUCUUUUGCCAAAGAACAAUGGCCAACGAUGACAGUGAGCUCCGUCUGACGGACGGCGUGUCUGUGGAGGCGAUCAAGGCCUUCCUCGCAGAUUUGAAGAGCGAGUUCCCCGACACGUACACUGAGAUGACAACGGAGGAUGCCUGCAAGCAGCUCGUGGUCCCACGCACCCAGCAGGACAACUGCGCCUACGUCGAUCUGUUGCGCAAGCAGUCAUCACAUGAACAUGUGGGCAAGGCCACCGUGUUUGUGUCGCACGCAUGGCGAUACAAGAUCGCAGACGUGUUGAACGUCUUGCUCGAGUUUGCAGAGGAGCAAGCAAGGAAGGAAGACAGCCAGCCCGUGUUCUUCUGGUUUGACCUCUUCAUGAACAACCAAAAUGCCAACGUCACCGCCAACCUCCCACAAGAGUGGUGGAGCACGACGUUCAAGGAGUCGAUUGCCAACAUUGGACGCGUGCUGCUGGUGUUGAUGCCGUGGCGUGAUCCUGUCCCCUUGACACGCGCGUGGUGCCUGUGGGAGAUCUUCUGCGGCAUCAGCAACGAGGGCACAGAGCUCAACAUCCGCCUUCCCAACAGCGAGGAGAAGGCGCUGGAAGAGGCCAUUCGUGGUGACUACGAGGCCGUGACGAACAUGCUGGUGCGCGUGCAGGCUGAGCGGGCCGAAGCCUUCAACCCGCGUGACAAGGACAUGAUCUUCGAAGCCAUCCGGGACGGUGUGGGCUUUGCGGCUCUCAACCAGGCCGUGAAGGACCAGCUGCGUGCGUGGUGUCUGGAGAAGGCGGUGGCUGCGGUGGAGGUGAUGCAGGCUCGGGGCGAGGACAAGACGAAAGCAUUCGCACACUUGUGUCACGUUGUGGGUCUCGUGCUGAACACGUUUGGCGAGCACGACCAGGCUAUUGCCUACUUCCAAAAAGCCCUGCAGAUUCGUCUCCGCACAGAGGGGGAGAAAGGGGAGAACGUGGCUGCGCUGUACAGCAACCUCGGCAAUGUCUACUUCAGCCAGGGCCAGUACGACAAGGCGAUUGAGUUCUAUGAGAAGGCCCUUGCCAUCAGGGUAGAGACGUUGGGCGAGAAGCACCUGAGCACAGCCAACACCUACAACAACCUCGGCAAUGCCUACUGCAGCAAGGGCGAGUAUGACAAGACGAUUGUGUUCUAUGACAAGGCCCUCGCCAUCAAGUUGGAGUUGCUGGGGGACAAGCACCCGAGCACAGCCGACACCUACAACAACCUCGGCCUCGCAUACGCCGACAAGGGCGAGUAUGACACGGCUAUCCAACAUUAUGAGAAGGCCCUCGCCAUCAGGGUGGAGAUGUUGGGCGAGAAGCACCCGAGCACAGCAGACACCUACCACAACCUCGGCAACGCAUACGCCGACAAGGGCGAGUACGACAAAGCAAUUGAGCUUUAUGAGAAAGACCUCACUAUCACGGUAGAGGCGUGGGGCGAGAAGCACCCGAACACAGCCGACUCAUACAACAACCUUGGCAGCGCCUACCACAGCAAGGGCGAGUACGGCAAGGCAAUUGAGCUUUAUGAGAAGGCCCUUGCUAUCGCGGCGGAGACAGUCGGCGAGAAGCACCCAAGCACAGCGAUGACGCUCGAGAACAUUGGCAUGUUGCACAAUGAACGCGGUGACAAGGAGCAGGCCUGCGCCCACAUCCAGCAAGCGCUCGACGUGUACGCGAUCACGUUCGGGCCAGACCACCCCAACACGCGCGCCGUGCAACACAACCUGCGGCGCAUUCGCGGUGGUGCUGUGAAGGGCCAGGAUUUAUCCAUGCAAAGUUCUCCGGUUUCCUCUUCUCGGCCAACCGACUCUGGUGGCUGCUGCAGUGUGCUCUAA
Messenger RNA from Salpingoeca rosetta, 2260 nucleotides. RefSeq names its product TPR repeat containing protein. Gene Ontology annotation, molecular function: protein binding. NCBI's taxonomy places the organism in Eukaryota, Choanoflagellata, Craspedida, Salpingoecidae. The record is from RefSeq and is a predicted model, not a curated record. Gene Ontology annotation, cellular component: kinesin complex. The coding region runs from base 431 to 2260 and encodes 609 amino acids. The transcript is spliced from 2 exons.